Molecule: messenger RNA, 1839 nt
Organism: Chinchilla lanigera (long-tailed chinchilla)
Lineage: Eukaryota; Metazoa; Chordata; Mammalia; Rodentia; Chinchillidae
Gene: Prcd
Product: progressive rod-cone degeneration
Exons: 5
Coding region: 1203-1367 (54 amino acids)
Cellular component (GO): photoreceptor outer segment membrane
Molecular function (GO): opsin binding
Source: RefSeq, a predicted model, not a curated record
UCUGCACUUUGGUUCAUGUUUUUAUUUUUAAAAUCCAAUUUCAAGGUUGAGAGCCAAAGGAAGCAGGGAAACCUUGCUCCUCUGGCUGUGCAAGUUCCCUCCCUGGGACUCAAGGUUUAGGUGCCUGAUGGGAUGGACCUCACAAGGGGCGGAAAACUGAAUGCUUUUUUAGGUCUUGGCGGGGUGCAAGGGAGCGAGGUUCUUCCAUCACCGUCAGACUGGUGUCCCGGCAGGUCUGUCGCUGGCUCCAUGUUGCACACACCCCAAACUCUUCUAAUAGUUUCUCAUAGUUGGUGUCGAAAUUCCCCCAAGAGGCCCCCAGGAUAGGGUGGGAAACCAGGAGAAAUCUCAUUUCAUUCUUUACACAUGUCAUAUAUGGCUUACGGUAUAAGAAUGUGUCCGUAGAUUAGUAUAUAGCGUAUAAGUUUAUACCUUAUAAAAUUAUAUAAGGUAGUUAUGUAAGGUAUAAUUUGUAUCUGCUUUGUGAGUGCACACUUAAAUUGUGCCUUUUACUGGAGGGUGUGGGAUCAGAAAAGUUUGGAGAGGGCUAACCAGGGGAUGGAAGCAAGCCAGCCCUUCACUCUGUGGCCGCCCAUAUCUUCCUGGCUCUAUCAUUGAAUAUCCUUCCCCUCUCCUUCUCUCCCGCUGCCUCCGCUGACAUCAUUGCUCUCAGCUUAUUACUGGAAGAUGCUCGUUUUUGUUUUUUUUUUAUUUCUGCAGCCCCAGCAGAGUCUCUUGAGGGUCUGUUCUUCCUUGAGGACCUGCAAGUUCCAAUGCCCGCAGCUCCUCUUUGCAGAUUUCCUGGAUGCCUGCAACUCCCAAAGUGCUCCCUGGGGGUCUUUCAUGGGGCCUCAGUUACUUGACUGCAGUUACUUGUUUAACUGAACUGCUUAUUGGGUUAGACUGGCAGCCCCUUGAGGACAGCCCAAGGAUUUGUAUACCAAAUCUACAUAUGUUUGCCCUGAAGGAGGUUGAUACACCUGGCCACGAGAGGGGAGAUCCUGGGUCCAGUGAGGUUAAUCAGCCUGUACAAGGUCAGGGCUGCUGACCCCACUAAGCAGUUUGAUCCUCCUAAUCCUCCCCAGCAGGAGCUUCAGGACAGACACAGACGGCAGUGGCUUGUGAGAGCUGGCCAGGGCCAUUUGGUCCCUGGCCUGGGGCCUUCUGCAGAAUUGGUUUUGGGGGGAUGGGGCAGCUGAGCCAUGUGCACCACCCUCUUCCUGCUCAGCACCUUGGCCAUGCUCUGGCGCCGCCGAUUCGCCAACCGGGUCGAACCAGAACCCAGUGGAGUGGAUGGGGCAGUUAUGGGCAGCAACUCAGAUGCGGACCUACAGUCCUCAGGCAGGAAGAAAGAAUCUCUGAAGUAAGCCUUCACCGCAUCAGGCCGGGCUCAACUCUGGGGACUGGGAUCGGCUGGCCAGCCGAAGUCUUCAUUUGUCCCCGGCCCUGGAGGAUGCCAUGGGUUCAGAAACGACAGCAAUUAGGGGAAGGGGAGAAGAGGCGAUGGAGAAGGCCUUCAGCUCUUGCUUUGAAGGAAGUCUCAUGGAUGCAAAAUGGCCACACCAGUCCCAAGCAUUGUGUCUUCACAGUGUUCCAAAGCCAGAAGAGAGUUGUUACUUUUAAAAGCAUGAAAAAUUUCCCAGACUUGGCCUGAUUCACGCUGCAGACAAGAUGGAGGAAGAGCUUGCAGAAGGGCCACUACCAGUGCUGACACUCAGAUGUACUUCAGUGCAACUGCUCCGAUUGUCAACAGCUAGCUGCUGGGAUAUGAUCUAUCCUCUUUUGUGUUCUUACUAAUAAAAUUAAAGAUUCCUUUCAGGGUUAAGGAAUUAACUUCAA